GACGCGAUACGCACGUGCGUGCGUGCGCGCGCUAGCGGUAAAUACGCGAGGUGCGAGUAUUUAUAGCACGGAAUCGUAGCGCGAGAGGAGAACAUUGGCCGCCGCGCCGGUCGAACAAGCGCAGACGAGAGCUCGGAAAGCGUCGGCGCUCGGACAGUUCUUCCAAUCGGAUUUCCUGAUUUUCUUUUUAUUUUUGCAUUUUGUCCCCUCUAUCUCCUUUUUUUCUCACAACCACCGUGCACCCUUCCUGCACCUGGAACGUUUUUUACCUACCACCCAAACGGGGACGUACUUUUGAGCCCUUUCACGCGCCGUGGAAGCUUGUAUACUCAUGCAGGCAUACAUUGAUGAAACAAGUCAAUGCUUUGUAAUUAGAAAAUGUGUGCACACGAGUUACCUGAUUCCUUUAGAAAGAAGGAACUUUCGAACGCGCGACAAGAGCGUUUCACCGAAUUAUCGUUGGGACACUUCUUUUCUGGGACUCCCGACAUGACAUAAUUAAGUCAUCAAGGAAGUAUUACAUUAAUUCAGAUUCAGUCAGAAUGUUUAUAAUCUAUUAUAUAUUUUACAUGUCUGAAAAUCGAUACUCUUCUUUAUUUUAUUCCAAUAGAGCAUGUAAAAAAGUUAAUAAAUUUAAUAACUAAUUCUCAACGUGAUGCUUUCCAUUGGCACUCGUUAGUAACACUCGCUCGUAUUUUCUCUUUUACCUUUAUCACUCAAAGUAUACACAUUCUUUCUCAACGCGCGAGCGAUAUGAACUUCUAUGUGUACGUUUAUGUACACAUAUAUAUGUAUAUGUGUCUUUAUAUCAGCGCGUCACACAUCCUGUCGACCGAAACUAUUUCCUGAUUUUGCAGAAUGGAUUGGAAGAAUGUUGCAAGGCGGUGGCAAAACGGCAGAUCGAUGGCGAUGAGCUGCUACACUUGACGGAUGGCAAGCUGGUUCUCUGGAAGAGUGACCUCACGCGUUCUCUGAUAGGGCAAUUACGGGCAUUCGUACAAGAACUGAACAGGUCACCGGAAAAUUAUGUUAUGUUAGACAAGAUCACAGAAGCAGGAAGGAUACAAAACGACGAUCACUUCAACGACAACAGUUCCUGGGGAAGUUCCGAGUUUGAGGAUGAAAUGAUCGAGGAGAACGAACCCAAUGACACACAAGGGAUGAUCAUAAAACCGAGUCUAAUCAAGAACAGGCAAGCUCUGCUCUCGCGGAACAAUAGAGUGUCGUCGGGUAGUAGCACACCGACGUAUUCACCGAAGCGAGCGGUGGAGCAGGAGAGGGAAGAAAUUUACAUCAAUUAUGAAAACUUCACCGGUCAGGAUGAGGAGGAGAAUAUGUACACGAAUUGUGAGGAAACACAAUCGUUACCGUCAAGAAAUGUCUCAAAGCUGCACAGUCAGAUAGAGAACAGUUUGGCCAGCAAGUUGAAGGAGGAGUUGGAGGGACUGAAGCGUAGGAAUCAGAACCAAGCGACGAAGAAACCUAUGAUCGGCCCGAAACCGGAGGCGCUGUCAUCGAGGAAGAUCCCGAUGAUGGGCGUCGACAAGAAACUUCCACAGAAAUCUUUCUUGCACGACGCGCCAAAGACGCAUGAACACGUUCCUAAUGCAUCAACGGAACAAAACAAAACGCAAAAAAGGAUGGCCGUGCCACCACCGUCGAAGCCCAAGAAUAACAAGGACUACACAUUCAUGAAACAUAAGAAAAUAUUUGAGAAGGAAUUACCGAAACCACCGCCACCUCUGAACUUAGACCUGCUCGCGAAUUUGCCGGCGCAAACGGAGGAUGAGAGCCAAGACGAGUACGAACCUCUCGACGACAGCAUAAUCAAGCAGGUGCAACAGAUGUCGCGGGUCAGCAGUAAGCAGUCGUUGCACAGCGGGUACCAGGGAUCGGUUGAGAGCGUUUACAAGCCACCCAGCGCCACGAGCUACGAGGAGCAGGAGAUUUACAGUUCCAUUACGGAAGCGCCGGAUGACGAUGGUUACGAGAGCCCUAUCCAAAGGAUAAGCGAGACGCAGCAGAGACCACCGCCCUUACCUGCCAAGCCGUCGCCGACCUCGAGCCUUCCUAAUAGGACCAAAGCGAAGUUGGAUAAAGCCAAAGAGCGAUCGCCAGAUAAAAAAUCACCCACUGUACCUCUACCUAGUUAUAAUACUUCGACCGAAAGAGCUACACGCCCGCUACCACCACCGCCAGAAAGGCAGUCUUACGUGGACAAGUCCUGGUUCCACAAUGUCACGAGAGAACAAGCGGCUACUCUCAUCAGAGACCCACGUACUUACAACAACCCACAAGACGGAUACUUUCUUUUGAGACCGUCGACUACAAAUCCCGGCAAUCCUUUAGCGUUAGUCCUCUGGUAUAAGGAUAGAGUUUACAACGUUCCGGUUAGGAAACGAAGUGACAACAGAUACGCGCUGGGUUCCGUGAAAGUAAACGAGCUGUCGUUUUCGGCGGUCGAGGACAUUGUGACGUUUUACAUGAAGGAAGAACUAAUGCUCUACAGCGGCGGUAUCCCGACCGGAAGUACGAGACUGACUGAUACACCACCAAAGCAAUUUUAAUUAAUUUGCUACGAUCAAGUAGUAGUCCCACUACAAGAGGGAAGGAUGAAAAUCUUCAUCUAUAAAAGUUUUACUGCCGAGCAAAUACUUUUGCUAAACAUUACAACGAUAUCAAAAUGUAUAAAUUAGCGGGCUGACGAACAAAAGUUUGAGCAGUGCCUUCGUGUAUCUAAAACGAACAUUUAAGUGAACGUUUAAGUUAAUCGUAAUCUCUCGUAAAUUAUUAUUAAAGAAUUUUAUAAUUAAGUUAGGUAUUAUUAUGACAAGUUUUGUUUAUCUGUGGUUCAAUAUUUAUCUCUGCCUUCGAUAAAGUAAACUCGAGUAUUGGACGCGAUAGAUAGAUCUCUUUUGGGAAAUAUAUAUAUUUAUGUAUACAUAUUUUUAAUAUAUAUUAAUCUUCCGUGUUAAUAUAUUAUUGGGUGUCUCUCCGGUUCUACGAAGCUCUUGCAUUUGUAUCCGUUUUAAAAGUACGGAUUCCGAGUACUGAGAGUACUGAAACUUACUGCUAAAAAUCUUGAAUCCUUCAUAGCUGCUCUGUCGGUACUUCGGAAUUAAAACGGAUAUGAAAAAAAAAAACAAGUGGAUCUCAUAGAACCGAUUGCGAAGGUACUUUGGUGGCUGCGCCGAAUUUACGGUUGACAUGUAUACACGUACCUAAAAGGGUAAUUUUGUACGCGGUAAAACUGAGGGACGACUGAUUCUUUAAGCACAGAUCAUGUUGCAUCGUUAUAUUGUCUUUUGUCAGUAUUUUUAUAUAUUCGUUGGAGUAAUUGCCGGGUAAUUGUUCGCGAGCACGUGGGAUGUUCUGUGCCUCUUGGAGCGUCGCUCUCGAGAGAUCAAUGUGAUGACAUAUGUAUUAUCAAGACUUUAUUAAACCUUUCUUAGAAAACAGGA
This is a messenger RNA of Ooceraea biroi (clonal raider ant), 3461 nucleotides long. RefSeq names its product lymphocyte cytosolic protein 2. The record is from RefSeq and is a predicted model, not a curated record. Gene Ontology annotation, biological process: cell surface receptor protein tyrosine kinase signaling pathway; intracellular signal transduction. NCBI's taxonomy places the organism in Eukaryota, Metazoa, Arthropoda, Insecta, Hymenoptera, Formicidae.